AGGAGGUUUAAAAGUAAUGGCAUACCGAAACAACUGGUUCAAGAUGAAAGAAGAUCAUUCAUAUGAAUUCGUCAUAAACUUUAGUGUUCUGCCACUGAAGAAAGGGUGACAGUCCCAAAGUUCAGAUCUAGUUUUGUUGCUGAGUUACGGGUUUACAAUGGAUUAUAUUUUACAUACCAACAUCAGGUAUUCCUUACGAUUUAUAUUUUAUAUAAUAUCUAUUUGUCAGAGAAGCUAUGAAAAUGAAAUAAGAUGCGGCUCGGAGUUGAAGAGCUUUCUUAUUCGGCAACAAAAUUUGGUUAUCAAACUGCAGAGUGAACUUCUUGAGGGUAAAUUAAAGCAGUUGGAAUCUGUUCAGACCACCGUGGAAUCUGCCGUUCAGGAAAGUGUACAAGCUGAGAUCAGGUUAAAUACAGUAAAGCUGUUUCAAAGGUCCCGCCGGAAACUGCACUGACAGAACAGAGCUUGAAAAAGUUGAACAUAUUAUGAAAGGCGAAAUAUUUCCUUUGCUCGGUGGGAGGAAAGAGAACUUUGCACAGAACAAAACAUCAGCUAAACCUGCUGGCUGGUUUAGAUAUGUGAUAGUUUUGCUUGUGUGUUGCGGGUUCAUAAUGGACUACAUCUUACGUAUGAACGUCAGUUUCGCGUUGGAUAGUGAUAUGGUGGCUGCACCAGAAAAUUGUACUGCAAAUGAUAAAAGAUGUUGGUCCCAGGCUCAACAAGGUUACAUUUUGAGCUCCUUUUUCUGGGGCUACUUUGCCACGCAGCUUCCGGGCGCUGUGAUCUGCUGUUAUUUUGGGGCCAGCAAAGUCUUUGGUAUCGGCCUCUUCAUCGCCAUCCUAGCAACCUUCCUUUGUCCUUUUAUCUCUGGUGUCAACUUUUGGCUGUUUAUUGCACUGCGUCUUUUCAUUGGAUUGGGGCAAGGUGUAACAUUCCCGGUGGCCUUGAACAUCAUUAGAAACUGGGCCCCUUCUUCUCAGUUUGCCACGUUUAUAGCUUUAUGUGCCGGGGGUCAGUAUCUGGGGGGUGUCCUGGCGAACUCUUUUUCUGGACUGUUAGCUUCUGGUAGCUUUUUGGGGGGCUGGCCCAGUCUUUUCUAUGUGUAUGGAGGCUGUGGAGUACUAUGGGCUCUGCUAUGGUUUGUCUUUGUUAGAGAUGAUCCGGCCACAUCAUACUGGACUUCCACCGCUGAAAAGGAGUACUUGGCCGCGACUACAGUCCCUAAGAAAGCAGUUCAGAUAUCUGAAAUACCCUGGAAAGGUAUUCUGAAAAGCGGAAGAGUUUGGUCAACUUGUGUCAUGCACAUGUGUAAUGGGUAUGGGUACUUCAUGUUACUGUCAGACAUUCCCAAGUUUAUGAUCGAAGUUUUGCAGUACAACAUGAAAGACUCCGGGUUUAUAGCCUCGCUACCUUACGUCAUGAUUUACAUUGGUUACAUUUCGGGUGGAUACUUUUCUGAUCUUCUUGUAAGAAACGAAAUUCUGUCAAAAACAUGGACAAGAAAAUGGUGUAGUGUUACCUCCCACGUUAUUUCGGCCAUUCUUUUGACUGGCAUGGCCUACUGUGAGAACAAUGUCCCCAUCCUGAUUCUCUUGAACAUAGCAAUGUAUUUCCAGGGUUAUGCUAACCUAUGCUACUAUGCGAACUAUGUUGAUCUCUCUCCUCGCUUUUCUCCGAUCCUCUGUGGUUUUGGUAACGGCCUUAGUGCUGUAGCUGGAAUCAUGGGGCCCAUUGUUGUUGGAUUCCUUGUCAAUAAUGUUGAUCCAAACGAUUAUGAGAAAGUGCAUGGACGGUGGAAAAUAGCCUUCCUGUCGGCUUCAGCAGUCUGGGUAUUUGGCUCUCUCCAAUAUUGUGUGUUUGGUUCCGCUGAGGUGCAGCCCUGGAAUUCCCAUGGGUUGGAGAAGGAAACGUCUGUGGAGGAUGAAGAUCUUCUAUAUGCUUACGCCGAAGAAAGCAGCCGAGGUUUCGGUAUUUAGAGGAUUACACUGUCCAAGGCUCUGACUUGUAACUGAUUUGUAUUUGAGUUGUAAAUUGACAAAUGAUACUCGGGGUUUAAGUGCUUUAGCCAGGUGUAGCUGGCCCCAUAAUAUUAUAAAGGUCCAAAGGAAUUGUUUUAAUUUUUAACGAAAAGUUCGAAUAUGUGUUAGGUAUAUGAUAUGAAAUGAAUCAUGUAAAAAAUGUCAUUGAUUGUCAGAACGUUUUCGUUAUAUUCUUCCAUAUUUCCAUUGCAUAAAUAAUACUUAUUAUGUGAAUUAUUUCGGUAUAGCGUCAUGUCGUUUUGUUUCCUACUGAUUUAUAACCCCUUU
Messenger RNA from Bolinopsis microptera, 2306 nucleotides. RefSeq lists its product as uncharacterized. Gene Ontology annotation, biological process: transmembrane transport; monoatomic anion transport. Gene Ontology annotation, cellular component: membrane. Gene Ontology annotation, molecular function: transmembrane transporter activity. The record is from RefSeq and is a predicted model, not a curated record. The coding region runs from base 486 to 1976 and encodes 496 amino acids. The transcript is spliced from 7 exons. Lineage: Eukaryota; Metazoa; Ctenophora; Tentaculata; Lobata; Bolinopsidae.